Suillus clintonianus is the source of this 3561-nucleotide messenger RNA. RefSeq lists its product as uncharacterized. Gene Ontology annotation, molecular function: single-stranded DNA binding; DNA endonuclease activity. The record is from RefSeq and is a predicted model, not a curated record. Bases 81 to 3359 code for a protein of 1092 amino acids. Gene Ontology annotation, biological process: nucleotide-excision repair. The transcript has 12 exons. Lineage: Eukaryota; Fungi; Basidiomycota; Agaricomycetes; Boletales; Suillaceae. Gene Ontology annotation, cellular component: nucleus.
CCGAGACCCAACGGCUCAUUGACGUCCAUCGAAGUUUCUAAGUCCAUGCGCUCACAAUCACUUUCUUAGAAGACUGACAGAUGGGUGUAAAGUCACUAUGGGAUCUCUUGUCUCCAGUGGGCCGCCCAGUGCCGCUCGAGACCAUUGAGGGGAAAGCGCUCGCCAUUGAUUCUAGUAUCUGGAUCUACCAGUUUCAAGCUACUAUGCGCGACAAGGAUGGACGUGGAUUGGUGAACGCACAUGUGCUUGGUUUCUUCCGACGUAUCUGCAAGCUAUUGUUCUACGGUAUUCGCCCAGUCUUUGUGUUUGAUGGAGGAGCUCCUGCGCUCAAGAGAAACACGAUUAUCGAGCGUAAGAAGAAGAAGAGUGGUGCUGCUGCAACUCACGGCAAGAUUGCGGAGAGGCUGCUGGCGGCCCACAUGAGACGGGAGGCUUUGGUACAUGCUCAAGCGUCACACCCUCCAUCGUCAAAGGGCAAACAGAAAGCGCCCUCAGGACCCGUGGUCCUGGAUGAGAACGCUGUUUAUCUUGAGGACAUCGAUAAUUCUGCACCGAAGACACCGGCAAAGAACAAGGCAGCACAAACACCUCCUUCGUCAAAAAAGAAGGCUCGCUUUUAUGAUCAUGAUCCGUACAGGCUUCCAGAAGUGGACCUCGAAGAACGCGUGGCGAAGGUUACUAGUUCGAAGGCCCCAGACCCACGACUUGCCACAGAGGAAGAGCUGCGAACAUUCAUAGAGGAGAUGCGUCCAGAGGACUUUGAUGUCACUUCUACAGCAUUCCGAGAGCUGCCUACAGAAGUUCAGUAUGAAAUUGUUGGUGACCUCAGGUUGAAGUCGCGUCAGACAUCGUACAAGCGCCUGCAGAAUAUGCUACGGAAGGCAGAGACUCCUCUGGACUUUUCUCGAGAACAGAUCAAGAAUCUCAAGCAACGAAAUGCUCUAACUCAACAACUCCUGACGACCACCGACAGCAUCGGUAAAGCGCACAUUACUAUUCCUGUUCGAAUUGCCAGUGAACGCAAUCGAGAGUAUGUUCUUGUCAAGAACGAGGGUGCAGACGGCGGUUGGGUCUUAGGCAUCCGAGACGAAGGCACACGGUCAAAACCAAUUGAAAUCGAUCAAGACAAGCCCGCGCAUCAAAGCGACAGUGAUGAUGAUAUGGAGAUGGAGGAAGUCAGUAUACCAGGUGAUGUAGCCCCUGAUCCCGAUCUUCGGGAGUUUCAGGCAAGUAUGGCAUUGCACGCGAUAGGUAAACGCUCGCAGCCAUCCGUGCCAAAACCUGUCCAGCGGCGAAUCAAAUCGAAGCCUUUAUUUGAUUUGGAUGACGACGACAUAUCCAGACCUUUGAUUCAAGACGAAUUUGACGACAUUGAGGACGCUGAGCUUGCCCUUGCCAUUCAGGCCUCACUAGAAGAUCACACUGCACAUUAUAAGCUUACCUUUUCAGAACCUUCUCCUUCCAAACUCAGCCCUCCUGCGACUCCUCAGCCAAAACCUGAUCUUCGACCCCAUGACUCUGAUGAGGACCUAUACACGUCCCCUUCUCGGCUGGAGACCGCGCUUUCGAUUGCGGGGGCCGGUCCGGUGCGAAGGUUAUCUGGAACUCUGCAUGAUCUUCCAUCGCAAUCUUUGUUCGGGAAGGCGGCUUUGUUGGUUUCACCGAAGAUAGCCUCAAGUCCAGUGCCAUCUGUCCAAUUAUCCCCGUCAGAAUCAGAUGAGAGCAUGGAUGAUGUUUUGCCUGUACAAUCCAUCGAGGUACCACACAGAACCCCGUCACCCGUUGAUAUCAGCGCCCGUUUCGAGCCACCACCAUCUCCCAAAGUUUUGCGGGAUGUCGCACAAGAUUCGGAUGACGACAUGGAAGAAGUCGCCGUCAUUGAUCAAGGUCACGUUGAGGAGAUACCCGAGAGUUCUGUGCCUGUUACAAUCUCAGCAUCGGAAGUGCUCGAUGCGGCGAAAGAACGACAGUCAACCUUCCCUGCGUCUUUUCAGCUACCGAAGACAUUAGAUCCCUCACAGGCUUCGUCGUCUAAUGCGGUCACGUCCGGGGCCGCCCCGGUACCCGAGAGCGGUGAUGAAUCUGAUAUCGAAUGGUCGCGGUCUCCGUCUCCUGUUCAUGGUGCUGCUCCGGAGAGUACUGAUCAGGGAGCGACAUCUGCUACCGCUGAAACAUGGGACGCUGCUCAGGAAAUGGAUCCACACGCUGAAGAAGGCGAAUUUGCCCGGUUUAUCUCGCAAGUCAAGGGCAAGGAUUUGGAUGCCGUCAGACAUGAGAUCGACGAAGAGAUCCGGACGUUGAAUCAGCAGAAGAAGGCAGCGAUGCGUGAUUCAGAAGACAUUACUCAACAGAUGAUCUCUCAAAUUAUGCUGUUGUUGCGUCUUUUCGGCAUACCAUACAUCACCGCACCGAUGGAAGCCGAAGCACAGUGCGCAGAAUUAGUAUCGCUGGGUUUAGUCGAGGGCAUCAUAACGGACGACUCGGACGUCUUCCUUUUCGGAGGCAUGCGCGUAUUCAAGAACAUGUUUAAUCAAUCCAAGACGGUGGAAUGUUUUCUUUUGUCCGACCUGUCGCGGGAGCUUGGGCUCGAACGCGAUACGCUUAUCCGCCUGGCGUACUUGCUCGGAAGCGACUACGUAGAGGGGCUUCCAGGAGUUGGCCCUGUAAUGGCCAUGGAACUGCUGAAAGAGUUUCCGGGCGAGGACGGCCUUCAUAAGUUCAAGGACUGGUGGACUAAAGUCCAAAGCGGGCGGGACCGAGAAGAGGACAAUACUACCAAAUUCCGGAAUCGUUUCAAAAAGAAGUUCAAAAACUUAUACCUGCCCCCGGAGUGGCCUAAUGCUUUAGUGAGAGAUGCUUAUUAUCAUCCGACGGUGGAUUCAUCAGAUGAGCCGUUCAAAUGGGGUAUGCCAGAUCUUGACGCCCUCCGGAAGUUCCGUAGCUUUUUCCACGAAGAACUACGCUGGAACCAAGCCAAAGUUGAUGAGACACUUUUACCGAUCAUUCAGAACAUGAAUAAGCGGAACCAGGCAGCAGCUAUGAAUCGGCAAGGCAACUUGAACAGCUUUUUUGAUGUUGCGCCCAGUAGCGGAUCAUAUGCACCAAGGAAACGGCAAGCAUAUGGAAGCAAGCGACUUCAGCAAGUGGUUACGGAUUUUCGAAAACAGCAGGCAAAACGGAAUACAAGCACACCAGUAUCUGAUGAGGCAGACGACCUCGCACCCGAAGACGGGAAGGAGCCUGCAACCAAAAAGAGGAAAACAGGCGCUAAGCAGAAGAGCCGAACGAAAAGUAGUCCCGCGGUGGCACAACAGAAAAGACAGGGGGCAGUGACUAGCCGCAGAGGAAUCCGAAUCUGAAAGUGGGGAUGAGUAUGUCGGCAACGUGGAUGAUGACGGUCCAUCCGCCACAGAAACCUCAAAACCCCGUCUCCGCCCACGGGCGAGACCAGUGGCAAAAGGGUCCCGAAUACCUGACAGAUACACCAUGCUUGCGGCAGAGUCCGAGGGUUCUUAGCUUAAGCAACACGUACAUUGCCAUCAUCAUAGCACAUGUAUUUCC